AUGGCGUCUUCGGGGAUAGGGCUCGCCCGACCGUCCCAUCGUCUCCACCUCGCCCUACGCGCCCACCCGCUGCGUCCGCGCCCCGCUGCUCCUCCUUGUUCCUCGCCGCCCCGUUCCCGCUUUGAGUCCCACUGCAGGACCUUUGCCGCGUCUGCGCGCCGCUUUGACUCUGGCCAGCACCGGAGCAAAGAGUCGUUCCGCUCGAGACUUGGCGCGGCUCUUAAGAACACAAAGAUCGAGUGGAAACCCAUCCCCAUCGCGCUUGGCGUCGGCUUCUUGGGCGUUUUCCAGUUCUAUCGCAUCCAGCGCGAUGCGAAGACCCAGGAACGUGACGACGACAGCUCGUACGCGGGUAGUGACAAUGGCGAUGGAGAAAGACCGCCGAAGAGGAAGAGAAUCCGGCCCAGCGGCCCAUGGCAAGUUCAGAUCAUGUCUACUUUGCCCCUCAAGGCCCUGUCACGUCUUUGGGGACGGUUCAACGAACUCAACAUCCCGUAUUACCUGCGAGUCCCUGGCUUCAGGCUAUACUCGUUCAUUUUCGGCGUAAACCUCGACGAGAUGGAAGAACAAGACCUGCACAAAUACCCAAACCUGGCCAAGUUUUUCUAUCGCACUCUUAAGCCUGGCGUGAGGCCGAUUGAUCCCAACCCGAAUGCUAUCGUGUCACCCGCCGACGGCAAGGUCGUGCAAUUCGGAACCAUCGACAAUGGUGAGGUCGAGCAGGUCAAAGGAGUGACGUAUAGCUUGGAUGCUCUUCUGGGAAGCCACCCUCCGAGUAGACGUAAUUCGGAUGCCGGAUCCAACAUUGCUUCUUCGGCGUCAUCACCAAAACCAAGCCAGCAGCGCACAACCGACGGAGACCAAGAAGUCAUCAAGGCCGACGAGGAGUUUGCCCAUGUUAAUGGUAUUUCGUACACGCUUCCAAACCUCUUUUCGGGCCCGCCAAGUGGCAAAAGAGGCAAGAUCUCGGAUCAGUCAACACCUCACAGCGCGUCUGCCGAGGCUGAGGUUCGCGCGGAUCUCGAGUUGGGUAAACGGCCUUGGUGGAGUCCUAUGACUACGCAGGAGCCCACUGCUCUCUACUACUGCGUGGUGUACCUUGCUCCAGGGGACUACCACCGAUUCCACUCCCCCGUAAGCUGGGUUGCCGAGUCUCGGCGUCACUUUGCCGGCGAGCUGUAUAGCGUUUCCCCUUAUCUGGUGCGGACUUUGCCCGGUCUCUUCACACUAAACGAACGAGUUGCCAUUCUUGGGAGAUGGCGCUGGGGCUUCUUCUCCUACGUCCCUGUCGGUGCCACCAACGUUGGAUCGAUUGUGAUCAACUUUGAUCGCGAGCUGCGCACCAACAGCCUGACCACGGACACUGCUGCCGACCGCGCGGCAGCAGAGGCGCAGGAGCGCGGGGAAGCGUACUCGGGCUAUGCAGAGGCAACCUAUGAUGGGGCUAGCCAUGUGCUUGGUGGCCAUGCUCUGAAGAAGGGAGAAGAGAUGGGCGGUUUCCAGUUGGGAAGUACGAUUGUGCUCGUAUUCGAGGCGCCGAAGCCUCAGAGAAAAUCAAGUCUCGAUGAAGGAUUCACUGGCACGACGGGAGGCUGGAAGUGGACCAUUGAACAGGGUCAGAAGCUCAAGGUCGGGCAGGCAAUGGGAUAUGUGCAGACUGAUUAG
Molecule: messenger RNA, 1665 nt
Organism: Diplodia corticola
Lineage: Eukaryota; Fungi; Ascomycota; Dothideomycetes; Botryosphaeriales; Botryosphaeriaceae
Product: phosphatidylserine decarboxylase
Exons: 2
Coding region: 1-1665 (554 amino acids)
Biological process (GO): phosphatidylethanolamine biosynthetic process
Cellular component (GO): mitochondrion
Molecular function (GO): phosphatidylserine decarboxylase activity
Source: RefSeq, a predicted model, not a curated record